GUCAUUUGAGACAAAAGUGAGUGUCCUCUCUCCCCCUAUCAUUAGGCUCGACCAACCCCAGCAAGAAAGGAGAAGUAAGCUCUCAAACCAUCCUCCAUAGCUGCAAAAUACGAGCUCAUACAAUAGAGGUCUAAGGGAGGAGUUUAAAGAAAGAAAUAACUAGGAAAAGUGUGAAGAAUUAAGGGACUUGAUUAAGGUAUUUCAAGAACUUUCAUAAAGUUGAAAAAGUCGCUGGAGUUGUCACCGGAGGUCCUCACAAGUCGUCGGAGUUUCGUCGGAGUUCAACCAAGAAGGGUAGAACUUCAUAACGCUCAUUCAAGGUUGAAGCUAAGGCUAGCUAUCCACACCUUGCUCGGUGAAGUGAUCCAAAGGAAGACGUGAAAUGGAGGGUAGGCGCAUGGCGACAAGGAACAAUCCAAGAUGGCAGGCGCCAGUAGCUUCUAUGAGAGCUAGCCGGGCUGCAUCUCAAAGCUCUAGAGGAGGAAGGGGAGGCCGUGGAGGCCGUGGAGAUCGCGGGGGCCAUCGAGCCCAAACUGUGAGCGACGACCAUGUGAGCUCGGUGUAUGAAACCAACACCGAGGACUAUGACUCGACCUAUGUUCUUGGAACGGAGUAUGAGGAGACCCCAUAUGAAUGGGGCGAUUUCCACACCAAUGAUGAGAAUGACGAUGAGAGUGAUGCCCGAUUCGCCCAAAUGGGUGAAUUACUUGAGUGGUAUCAGAAAGAGAAACUGAGGAGAGACCUUAGGCGUCAAGCAAGGCGUGGUUCUCAAGGAGUUUCGGGUCAAGGAAGUCGGGGAGCUUCAAGGGCCACACCUGUGGCACCACAAGGUGGGCGUGAAGGAGGUUUUGUAGUGAGAAUCUCCGAAAAAUUAAAAAAAAUGAAAAAAAAUUAAAUUAGGCCUGGACCCGGGCCCGACCCGGCCGGGCCGGUUCGCCAAAAGUAAGACCGAGCCCGGAACCGAGAACCAGGCCGGUCUCGGUCCCGCACAGUAGCGGGCCGGGUGGCCCGACCCGAGUCCACCACUAGUUUCGUGUAGUACUUCUAUAACACUAGCUAGAAACCUUUUAGCAAAUUUGAAGGUUUCUUAUAAGUCAAAUAUUGAUGUUGCCUUAAGCCUAAGGGGCACCCAAAUUUUGUGAGGGAGGAUUCAGGUAACGUGUGUAAUUAUUUCUCGUGUGCGUCGCCGAUAAUUCACCGGUCGGG
This is a messenger RNA of Cuscuta epithymum, 1206 nucleotides long. NCBI's taxonomy places the organism in Eukaryota, Viridiplantae, Streptophyta, Magnoliopsida, Solanales, Convolvulaceae. The record is from the annotation of a GenBank genome assembly.